Pistacia vera is the source of this 2792-nucleotide messenger RNA. RefSeq names its product bifunctional dethiobiotin synthetase/7,8-diamino-pelargonic acid aminotransferase, mitochondrial. The coding region runs from base 96 to 2651 and encodes 851 amino acids. NCBI's taxonomy places the organism in Eukaryota, Viridiplantae, Streptophyta, Magnoliopsida, Sapindales, Anacardiaceae. Gene Ontology annotation, molecular function: pyridoxal phosphate binding; S-adenosyl-L-methionine:8-amino-7-oxononanoate transaminase activity; dethiobiotin synthase activity. The transcript has 14 exons. Gene Ontology annotation, biological process: biotin biosynthetic process. The record is from RefSeq and is a predicted model, not a curated record. Gene Ontology annotation, cellular component: mitochondrion.
GCCGCUCAACCAACCAAAAACGCCGCUCUCAUUUUCAAAUUUCGUACACUUACAAGUUACAACUCGAGCCGUCGGCGCUCGCUUUGGCUCUCACAAUGCUCCCGCUCUUCUUCCGCCGCCUACUCCACCGCCGAUACAGCCACCACUACUCUACCUCGCAACCGCUUCAUCUCCCGCUCGUUCAUCCAAUUUUUCAAAUCUGGUCCGCGAACACCUCUCUCGGCAAAACCCUAGUUUCCGCUGGCCUUUCCUCUUCAUUUCUCCUCUCUUCGUCCUCCAAUAAGAAGUUUCUCUAUCUCAAGCCUGUACAGACCGGCUUUCCUGCCGAUUCCGACUCUCGCUUCCUCUUCACGAAACUCUCCGCGCUCUCUCUCCGCCGCAACUUCCCUUUCAAUCUCUUACUCUCCGAUACCGUACUCAAGUCCUCUCCCUCCGCCGCAAAGUCUGUGCUUUCUGAGAAAUUUGAGGUCCAUGGGGAGAAAUGUAGGCCAGGAAUGUGUGAUUUGAAUUUUAGCGCACAGAGUAAGAUAAUGAGUGAUAAGAAUGGUAAAGAUGUGAUUUGUGAAUUGGAUUGUAAGACGCUGUUUGCGUGGAAGGAGGCGGUUUCGCCGCAUUUGGCGGCGGAGAGGGAGAGUGGAGUGGUGGGGGAUAAUGAAGUGGUUGAACUGCUGGGGAAGUGUUUGAGAGAAGGAUUGGAGAGUGAUAGAAGAGAAAGAAUGGAGGCUUUGUGUGUGGUGGAAACUGCUGGCGGGGUUGCUAGCCCCGGGCCGUCGGGGUCUCUACAAUGUGACUUGUAUAGGCCUUUCCGUUUACCUGGUAUUCUUGUUGGCGAUGGGCGGCUAGGUGGUAUUUCUGGAACCAUUUCCGCCUAUGAGAGUUUGAAGCUUCGUGGUUAUGAUGUUGUUGCUAUUGUCUUUGAAGAUCAUGGCCUCAUUAACGAGGUGCCACUGAUAUCAUAUUUGCGAAAUAGGGUGCCUGUGCUUGUGCUGCCUCCUAUUCCAACUGAUGCGUCAAAUGACCUGAUGGAAUGGUUUGAUGAAUCUCAUGAUGUCUUUAAUUCUUUGAAGGACAUAAUGUUAUCAGCUUAUUCAGAAAGAAUAUGUCGAUUGAAUGAAUCUGCAAAGCGAGCAGGGGAGGUUUUCUGGUGGCCAUUUACGCAACACAAUCUGGUACCAGAAGAAACUGUUACAGUAAUUGACUCACGUUGUGGAGAAAACUUUUCAGUCCACAAGGUUCGUGAUAAUGAAUUCAUUACUCAACAAUUUGAUGCAUGUGCUAGUUGGUGGACUCAAGGACCAGAUGCUAUCUUACAGACUGAGCUUGCAAGAGAUAUGGGUUAUACUGCUGCCAGAUUUGGGCAUGUAAUGUUCCCUGAGAAUGUUUAUGAGCCAGCCUUAGAAUGUGCAGAACUUUUGCUUCAAGGUGUGGGAAAAGGCUGGGCUUCUCGGACAUUCUUUUCAGAUAAUGGAUCUACAGCAAUUGAGAUUGCUCUCAAGAUGGCAUUUCGGAAGUUUUCUUCUGAUCAUGGAAUUCUUCUAGAUUUUUUCAAGAAUAACAGGGCUGAAAAAUCUGUUGAGCUCAAGGUUCUUGCGCUUAAAGGAUCUUAUCAUGGUGAUACUUUGGGUGCCAUGGAAGCACAAGCACCGUCUCCUUAUACAGGGUUUCUCCAGCAACCAUGGUAUGUGGGAAGAGGCCUUUUUCUAGACCCUCCUACAGUUUUCAUGUGCAACAGCAUAUGGAAUCUUUCCUCACCUGAAUGGUUGCAUGCUGAAACUGUAGAACUUGACAAUACGACCUUCAGUUCUCGUGAUGAUAUUUUCAAUAAGCACAGGGAUAAAUCAGACCUUGCUGGAAUUUAUUCUUCUUACAUAUCACACAAAUUAUCUCAAAAUCCAGGAUUAAAAGGAUUUGACCAUAUUGGAGCUUUGAUUAUUGAACCAGUUAUCCAUGCGGCUGGAGGAAUGCAUAUGGUUGAUCCACUGUUUCAGAGGGUACUUGUCAAUGAAUGUCGAAAUCAUAAAAUUCCAGUUAUCUUUGAUGAAGUUUGUUGUGGGUUCUGGCGAUUAGGAGUAGAGACUACCACAAAUCUACUUGGUUGUGUACCAGAUAUUGCCUGUUUUGCUAAGCUAUUGACAGGUGGUGUCAUACCUUUGGCAGUUACACUGGCCUCGAAGGAUGUUUUUGAUUCAUUUGUUGGGGACUCAAAGCUGAAGGCCCUUUUGCAUGGGCACUCAUAUUCUGCACAUGCCAUGGGAUGCGCAGCAGCUGCUAAAGCCAUUAAAUGGUUUAAAGAUCCUCAAACAAACCCUAACAUCAUUUCUGAAGGAAGGUUACUUAAAGAACUAUGGGAUCCGGAGCUGGUACAAAAAAUCUCAUCACAUUCUGCUGUCCGAAGAGUGGUUACAUUAGGGACUAUUUUUGCCCUGGAGCUAGAAGCAGAAGGCUCUAAUGCUGGGUAUGGAUCGCUAUAUGCAAGUUCUCUUAUUCAAAAGCUCCGUCAAGAUGGCGUUUACAUGAGGCCUCUUGGUAAUGUUAUCUAUCUCAUGUGUGGUCCCUGCACAUCUCCUGAGGUCUGCAGGCAACUCCUCAUCAAGCUACACCGAAGACUCAGAGACUUCAACAAAGUUGAGGAGAAACUGGUAUCAUGUUAAUUAUAAAAGUUUCAUAAGUUUAUUUCUAUUAAAUUACGAUAACAAUGAUUAUGUUCGUUAAUACUUCACAAUCUUCCUAUUCUUGAGUAGUUCAAUUGUAUGACUCUUUAGAUAUCAAUAGUCACUCCUAGGUCUUUUGCA